Drosophila persimilis is the source of this 2010-nucleotide messenger RNA. Its product is annotated as angiotensin-converting enzyme. The transcript has 9 exons. Lineage: Eukaryota; Metazoa; Arthropoda; Insecta; Diptera; Drosophilidae. The record is from RefSeq and is a predicted model, not a curated record. Gene Ontology annotation, cellular component: plasma membrane. Gene Ontology annotation, biological process: proteolysis. Bases 87 to 1934 code for a protein of 615 amino acids. Gene Ontology annotation, molecular function: metallopeptidase activity; peptidyl-dipeptidase activity.
UUGCGGGCCGGUGAAGUUCUUUCUGUUCGGCGGAACUCGUUUGGCACAUCACACACGCUCAGAACGCGAGCGCUUUGGAGAACAAUAUGAGAGUGUUUCUCGUAGCCCUGCUGGCUACGUUGGCGCUCGCGCAAGCCCUGGUGAAGGAGGAGAUUCAAGCCAAAGAGUAUUUGGAGAAUCUGAACAAGGAGCUGGCCAAGCGCACCAACGUGGAGACAGAGGCUUCCUGGGCGUAUGCUUCGAACAUCAACGAUGAGAACGAAAAGAAAAAGAACGAGAUCUCUGCUGAGUUGGCAAAAUUCAUGAAGGAGGUGUCAAGCGAUAUACAGAAAUUCCAGUGGCGCAGUUACCAGUCGGAGGAUAUCAAGAGACAAUUCAAGGCUCUGUCUAAGCUCGGAUAUGCCGCCCUGCCCGAGGCGGAGUAUACCGAUUUCUUGGAAACCAUAUCCGCCAUGGAAUCGAACUUUGCCAAAGUGAAGGUCUGCGACUACAAGGACAAGUCGAAAUGUGAUCUGGCCCUGGAGCCAGAGAUAGAAGAGAUCAUCAGCAAGAGCCGGGACCACGAGGAGCUCAAGUACUACUGGCGCGAGUUCUACGACAAGGCAGGCACGGCCGUGCGCUCCAAUUUCGAGCGCUAUGUGGAGCUGAACACCAAGGCUGCCAAACUGAACAAUUUCACCUCUGGCGCUGAGCUCUGGCUGGAUGAGUACGAGGACGACACCUUCGAACAGCAGUUGGAUAACAUCUUCGCCGAAAUCCGCCCGCUCUACGAACAGAUCCAUGGCUAUGUGCGCUACCGCCUGAGGAAGUAUUACGGCAACGAGGUGGUCUCUGAGAACGGACCCAUUCCCAUGCAUCUUCUUGGCAACAUGUGGGCGCAGCAAUGGUCUGAGAUCGCGGACAUUGUUUCUCCCUUCCCCGAGAAGCCACUGGUGGAUGUUACCGAAGAAAUGGAGAAACAAGGAUAUACCCCCCUCAAGAUGUUCCAAAUGGGCGAUGACUUUUUCACCUCGAUGAACCUCACCAAAUUGCCGAAGGAUUUCUGGGACAAGUCUAUCAUCGAGAAGCCUACGGAUGGUCGCGACUUGAUAUGCCAUGCCAGCGCCUGGGACUUUUACCUUCAGGACGAUGUCCGCAUCAAGCAGUGCACCCGCGUCACCCAGGAUCAACUUUUCACAGUCCACCACGAGCUGGGACAUAUUCAGUAUUUCCUUCAGUAUCAGCACCUACCCUUUGUCUAUCGGACCGGGGCUAAUCCUGGCUUCCAUGAAGCCGUUGGGGAUGUGCUCUCCCUGUCCGUGUCCACGCCCAAGCAUCUGGAGAAGAUCGGCCUGCUGUCGAACUAUGUUCGCGAUGACGAGGCCCGGAUCAACCAGCUCUUCCUCACGGCUCUGGACAAGAUCGUGUUCCUUCCGUUUGCUUUCACCAUGGACAAGUACCGAUGGGCGCUGUUCCGCGGGGAGGUCGAGAAGGCAAAUUGGAACUGUGAGUUCUGGAAGCUGCGUGAGCAGUACUCCGGCAUCGAGCCUCCGGUUGUGCGUAGCGAGAAAGACUUCGACCCCCCCGCCAAAUAUCAUGUCUCAGCGGAUGUCGAGUAUCUGAGGUACCUGGUCUCCUUCAUCAUCCAGUUCCAGUUCUACAAGUCCGCCUGCAUUAAGGCUGGUCAAUACGAUACCAACAAUGCGGAGCUGCCCCUUGACAACUGUGAUAUCUACGGCAGUGCAGCAGCAGGCGAAGCCUUCCAUAACAUGCUCUCUAUGGGUGCCUCCAAGCCCUGGCCCGAUGCACUGGAGGCCUUCAACGGGGAGCGCAUCAUGAGUGGCAAGGCCAUUGCCGAAUACUUCGAACCCCUUCGCGUCUGGCUGGAGGCGGAGAACAUCAAGAACAGUGUUCACAUCGGCUGGACCGCUUCAGAUAAGUGUGUGGCCUCUUAAUUAAAAUACCUUCUGUUCUCUCACAGUUCAUUGCUCAAUAAAGUUUAUAAUUGCCUUACCAGUUUUAAAUUAUUUA